AUGAUUUUGGGGUUGGCAAGUGCAGAGGGAAACACAUCGUUUGGUGGGGUGAAUCAGAGUGAAAAUGGGAACAAUUUGAGAAGAAAACGGAAAGGAAAAAAUGGUAGUUGGUGUAAACUUGGGUCACGAUGUGAUGUGGGAGUGAUUCGGAAUUUUGUGGAAAAUGAUGGCAAGUGGCAAACAUUGAUAGGUUCGUAUAGGGCUUCUUAUUGGGGAACCAUCCUCGUCAUUUU
Messenger RNA from Sphenostylis stenocarpa, 233 nucleotides. Lineage: Eukaryota; Viridiplantae; Streptophyta; Magnoliopsida; Fabales; Fabaceae. The record is from the annotation of a GenBank genome assembly.